AUGUCUACUGGCUCUGCAACAAGCGAUGCUGAGGACUACGACACAUGUCAGGGAAGGACUGCCAACCAUUUGAAGAGGACUGCGCGGCAAGUUACUUGUUAUAAUCCCACCCGUUAUUCGGACGAGGAAUUGGACAAUGACUGUGAGGACAGGAGGACCAAGGAGCAGUGCAAACUGUCCAAGACUCACCAGAAGGAAACACGCCAGACGCAGAGAAACGCGGCCAACGCCAGGGAGAGGGCGCGGAUGAGAGUGCUGAGCAAAGCUUUCUCCAGACUAAAAACCAGCCUGCCCUGGGUACCAGCGGACACCAAGCUGUCAAAACUGGACACGCUCCGACUUGCCUCUAGCUACAUCUCUCACCUUAGACAGCUUCUGCAGGAUGACCGAUUCGAGAACAGCUUUGCGCAUCCAGUCAAUCUGACCUGGCCAUUUUUGAUGACAGGGCGAUCAGAGGACUCAGACAUCUCAGCAGCUGUAAGACUUUGUGGAGCAACAGCCUAG
Scomber japonicus (chub mackerel) is the source of this 504-nucleotide messenger RNA. RefSeq names its product musculin (gene msc). Lineage: Eukaryota; Metazoa; Chordata; Actinopteri; Scombriformes; Scombridae. The record is from RefSeq and is a predicted model, not a curated record. The coding region runs from base 1 to 504 and encodes 167 amino acids. Gene Ontology annotation, biological process: regulation of transcription by RNA polymerase II; skeletal muscle tissue development. The transcript has 2 exons. Gene Ontology annotation, molecular function: protein dimerization activity; DNA-binding transcription factor activity, RNA polymerase II-specific; RNA polymerase II transcription regulatory region sequence-specific DNA binding.